Messenger RNA from Acipenser ruthenus (sterlet), 3387 nucleotides. RefSeq names its product minichromosome maintenance complex binding protein (gene mcmbp). Gene Ontology annotation, molecular function: chromatin binding. Gene Ontology annotation, biological process: DNA-templated DNA replication. The transcript has 16 exons. The record is from RefSeq and is a predicted model, not a curated record. NCBI's taxonomy places the organism in Eukaryota, Metazoa, Chordata, Actinopteri, Acipenseriformes, Acipenseridae. Bases 202 to 2106 code for a protein of 634 amino acids.
GAUGGUGACGUACCCACAACAAAGUUCAGAGGUGAACCUGGAGUGACGUAGAUUUCCCGCCAUUGUGGAGCGUGGAGUUUCUGUGUGACAGCUUUGCAGCCGCACGAGCAGAAGACUGAACAGUGAAGACAAGAUUAAUAUUAUUAAACAUUUCUUUAGCUCGGGUUUUUAAAGCAAAUAUAAAGUUUAAAGUACACCAGCAUGUCCUCGGCUCAGGACUGGCUUAGUAACCCGCUGGGGAUUGUGCAGAGUAUCUUUGACCAGAAAAGCACAAACCUUGAAUGGGAAAAAACGGUGGUGGCUUAUUUUAAAGAGAAACUACAGGAGAAUGAUGCCACCAACUGGGUUCCCUCCUUGAAUGAUGUCCCAUUGCACUACCUGAAACCCAACAGCCUGGUAAAGUUCCGCUGUAUGGUGCAGGACAUGUUUGAUCCAGAGUUUUACAUGGGAGUCUAUGAAACUGUCGACCCCAAUACCAAGGCAAGAGUCUUGCAUUUUGGGAAAUACAGGGAUAUUGCUGAAUGUGGGCCCCAACAAGAGGUGGAUCUGAACUCCAAUCAGAGCGUCACCCUGGAAAGACAAACAUUGUACUGUGUGCCAGUCCCUGGAGAGUCUGCUUGGGUGAAAGAAACCCAUGCCCGUGCCAGCCAAGCUCGCGUCAGUCCUUCCACGUCGUACAUGCCAUGUCGACACAAGCGAAGCUUUGAGGAGGAUGAAGACAUGGACAUGCAGCCACACAAACAGAAAGAGCAGCUGCCAGCCGGGUCAUCUGUGUGCUCUACUGCUCAAGCCAGCGGAGAGUCGAAGAGACUGGAGAGGACGGCCCCUUCAGGACAGCAGCGGCCUUCCCCGCUCGACCUCAACUUCCCCCUGCCCGGAGAGAAGGGACCUGCCUGCCUCGUCAAGGUCUAUGAGAACUGGGACUGCUUCAAAGUCAAUGACAUCCUGGAGGUCUAUGGGAUCCUGUCUGUGGAUCCAGCGCUAAGUGUAAUGAACGAAGAGAGGGAUGGGAGCUUCUCGCUGGUGGACCCGAUGACCUGUGUGGACACAACUGAGGAGCAGAGGGUACACAGCCCCCCUGCAUCGCUGGUGCCGCGGCUCCACGCCCUGCUGGCACACAAACUGGACCACACAAACCCGCUGCUGCCAGUCAGCCUGCAGGGAGGGGAGGAAGCCAAGAACUAUGCUGCCAGUUUUGCGAGCGAGCUACCAGCGGUGCGCGCAGAGCUGCUGGGAUUCCUGACCCACGUGCUGCUCGGAGACAGCCUGGCCGCAGAGUAUCUCAUCCUGCAUCUCAUCUCCACUGUGUAUGCAAGACGAGAUGUCAUGCCGUUGGGCAAGUUCACAUUGAAUCUGAGCGGCUGCCCUCACAACAGCAAUUACACAGAGCAUGUUUACCACAUUAUCCAACAACUGGUCCCUUCUUCGUACAGGCUGUGUAUGACUCUUCACAACAUGAACAGCCUGAGGUUCAUUCCCAAGAAGGAUUACGCGGCCAACAGGCUGGUGAGUGGUGUGCUGCAGCUGGGCAGAAACACCUCCCUCUUUGUGGAUGAGACGGUGCUGGAGCAGGGUCAACUAGACACCACAGGUGUACAGAAUAUCACAGCGCUGGGGAACCUGAUAACCUGGCAGAAAGUGGAUUACGACUUCAACUACCACCGGAUGGAAUUCCCCUGCAAUAUUAAUGUGCUCAUCACAUCGGAGGGGAGAUCGCUUUUACCGUCAGACUUCCAGGUUCCUCUCCAGCCCCAGACUGUGCCCCCCAACACAGAUGAGUAUCUGACCAACCUGCAGGCAGCACUGCCCCCUUCUCUACUCAACAAGUUCCGUGUCUACCUCACCUUACUCAAGACCAUGGAUUACCACAUCUCUGAUGAAGUAACAAAGGCUGUGGAGGAUGACUUUGUAGAAAUGCGAAAGGAUGACCCGCAGAGCAUCUCGGCUGAGGACUUCCACAGAAUGCUUGUUGUUGCUAGAUUGCUGUCUCUAAGUGUUGGCCAGGCAACACUGUCCUGGGAGAGGUGGCUGAGGGCCAAGCAACUGGAAGUGCUGCGGACGACCCGGACAGAGCAACAAAAGUGUGUGAAUGGGAAUGAGCCGUGACCGCCACACACACCCAUCCCUUACGGCACAGCGUCAACCAGUCAGCUCAGCCUCCUGGAUCCAGCCAAGGAAAGGCAUACAAAAUAAUUAGUGAUGAAACUGAAAAAAAAAAAAACAUUUUCUUAGGAAGAAAAAAAAAGGCUUAUUAUGGGGUGGUUUUUUUUUCUUUUUUUUUUCUUAUAACCCAACUAUGAACGUUGUUCUGUAACUAAUGGAUUUAGUUGCCUCCAGGUGAUCUAUAAACACCUCUUGUCAAAUAUAAUUCAACUGUUUUUGUAAGCUGUCGAAAAAAUAAUUUUGAAUCCUUUUCUUUUAUAUAAAAAAUAAAUAAAAAAAGCAACUUUCUAAAAGAAAUUAAAGAAUUUAAUGUUUGUAUAGGUUAGCAUGUGUUGCCUUUAUUUCCAAUAUAAUGUUAUUGGAGUAAGUAUGUGCCAGUUUUUCAGUCAAAUGAAUAGAAUAUGGAUGGAAAUAUGUCUUGUAUACUGAAGCGAUGCAGCUGUUAAGACAUUACAGUACACGUCAGAUUUAAAUCUGCAUAAAAAUACUUAUGGACAGUAAUUGAUCUCCGGUUAGUUUGUUUUUAUAGUGUAUUGUAAUCACAAAGACAGUCUUGUUUAGUGCAAUACAUCUGUGCAUACUUGUGGUGUGUUCAUACGUGUGCGUUUCUGUUGCUACAGCCUGAUUAUUACUAAAAGUACUGUGUUGUCCCCCAAUAAUUUAUUUUUAUUUUUUUCAAAUGUUAGGGAAUGGUUUGUUUUAAAUAAACAUUUAUUUAAAUAUUUGCAGUUCAGUUUACCACAGGUGGUUUACAAACUAAUGUAAGUUUGUCAGCCUUAACUCUGACACAGAUAUUAUUUUGGCCCAUAAGUUCUUCAGCCGAUGCCCAUCUCCUGUUAGUCACGCAAUGUUCCAAAGAUGAUUCACUUAGCUUACAUUCCUAAUGGCAGUAAAAAACAUUUCAUUUUGGAAGCAUUCCCAGUUUCUAUUACUGUAAGUCCCCAUCUCUUGGCAGCUGAAAAGUAUCACCUAAGAGCCGGCCUAUCAGUGGUUAUGAUCAAGUUUAUUUCUUCGUAUUUUUUUUCCAGUUUUUAACAGUGUAUUGAAUUAUGUUGGAUUGCCAAUCAGAUCAUCGAUCACAAUGGACCCUCUUCUAUAAAAUGAGAUACAAAGAAACAUGUCUUUGUAGAGCAAGAAAUAAUAAGCCAGGCUUUAAAAACAUGUCUUUACAUUUACAUAGCUGAACCCAAAUCAAAUUGAAAAUAAAAAUCACUUUGUCUUUUA